GAGCAUAAUUGAUCAAAUCAACUGUAGUAAGCAAAAUUUAUGUAAAUUUUUAUCCAAAUCAACCAGAUUGCAGUCUGUUUAUAUUUUAUAUGGACACAUUUUACAUUCGUAUAAAAAAAUUAUGAAUUCAUAAAAAAAUGUAGAAGAAAAGCCAGUCAACAAAAUAUAGUGAAGAGAGUAAAAAAAAGGCCUUAUAUGAUCCGUAGUUCGAUACAAUCCCGUCUGCGUCUGUUUGGGCAUCAGCAUCAGCAUCAGUUCAGCAGGCGAAGCAUCGCGUUAACGCCACCACUGAUCGUCAUCUGCUCGUCGCUCUCAAUCAUUAUGACAUCAUCAUCCACGGCAGCCGCCGUGAAGUCUGAUCAACUUCUUCCUCCAGCGGCGAAGAAAGUGGAGCAUGUAAUGGAGAAGUUCGGGGAUGUUAGAGUGGACAAUUAUUACUGGCUUCGCGAUGACUCUCGUUCCAGUUCUGAGGUCCUUUCUUACCUCCAGCAAGAGAAUGCUUACGUCGACUCCGUUAUGUCUGGAACCAAACCGUUUGAGGAACAGGUGUUUGCGGAAAUUAAAGGGCGUAUCAAACAGGAUGAUAUAACUGCACCUAGAAGAAAGGGGCCUUAUUACUACUAUUGUCGGACUUUGGAGGGUAAGGAGUAUGAGCAGCACUGCAGGCGUUCUAUUUUCGAUCAUCAAUCCCCUCGUUCUGUCCAUGAUGUUAUGCCCGCCGGACCUGAUGAUCCCCCCGAGCACGUUAUGCUCGACGAGAAUGUUAACUCUCAAGGACAUGAAUUUUACCACAUUGGUGCUUUCGAGGUUUCGCCAAAUCAUGAAUUGGCUGCCUAUGCAGAAGACACAAAAGGAGAUGAAAUUUACACCGUUCAUGUCAUUAAUGCUGACACUAAAAUCCCUGUUGGGAGCCCUCUCACUGGUGUUACAUCCGCUAUUGAGUGGGCUGGCAAUGAUUACUUGGUUUAUAUUACUUUGGAUGAGAUUCACCGUGCUGAUAAGGUGUGGUUGCAUAAGCUGGGGACAGAUCAAUCAACUGACACUUGCCUUUAUCAUGAGAAGGAUGAUAAAUUUUCUUUGGAUCUUCAUGCUUCAGAAAGUGAACAUUAUUUGUUUGUUGUAUCUGACAGCAAACUUACAAGGUUCGUCUUGUAUAUUGAUGUUUCUAAGCCUGAAGAUGGUGCUAAGGUUUUGACACCUCGAGUAGAUGGCGUUGAUACAUCAGUCACCCAUCGCGGAAAUCAUUUUAUUAUCCAGAGACGAACUGAUGAACUUUUCAAUUCAGAGCUAGUAGCCUGUCCAGUGAAUAACAUUUCUGACACUACAGUUCUUAUACCUCAUAGGGAAAGCGUGAAAAUUUGGGACACACGAGUCUUUGCUGACCAUCUAGUUGUAUACGAGCGUCAAAAUUGCCUUCCCAAAAUCACAACGUUUCAUCUUCCACCUGUUGAUGAGCCACUUGUGAGCCUUAAAGGUGGUCAGACUGUUGACUUCAUUGACCCUGUAUAUACUGUAGACCCGGAAGAAUCAGAAUUUUCUUCCAGCAUUUUGAGGUUUUCAUAUAGCUCGUUGAAGACACCGCACUCUGUGUAUGAUUAUGAUAUGAACACGGGCACUUCUGUCUUGAAGAAGAUAGAUACAAUAUUGGGAGGUUUUGAUACAUCUAAUUAUGUUACUGAGAGGAAAUAUGCCACAGCUUCAGAUGGCAUUCAGAUUCCUAUGUCUGUUGUUUACAGAAAAGAUCUCGUGAAACUUGAUGGGUCUGAUCCUUUAUAUCUUUAUGGCUAUGGUUCAUAUGAGGUAUCGAUAGAUCCAACAUUCAAGGCAUCAAGGCUGUCCUUAUUGGAUCGUGGUUUAAUCUUUGCAAUAGCUCAUAUUCGUGGAGGUGGUGAAAUGGGGAGGCAGUGGUAUGAGAAUGGGAAGUUUCUGAAGAAAAAGAAUACUUUCACAGAUUUUAUUACUUGUGCAGAGUAUUUAAUAGAACAGAAGUACUGUUCCAAGGAAAAGUUGUGCAUUGAAGGAAGGAGUGCAGGGGGGUUACUUAUCGGUUCUGUUCUUAAUAUGAGGCCCGAUUUGUUUAAGGCUGCUGUUGCAGGAGUACCUUUUGUGGAUGUUUUGACUACUAUGCUUGAUCCGAGUAUUCCUCUUACCACUGAAGAGUGGGAGGAAUGGGGCGACCCUCGUGAGGAGGAGUUCUACUUCUACAUGAAGUCAUAUUCCCCUGUUGAUAAUGUUAAGCCUCAAGAUUACCCCCACAUCCUUGUUACAGCUGGCUUACAUGAUCCUCGAGUUAUGUAUUCGGAACCUGCAAAGUUUGUGGCAAAGCUGAGAGAACUGAAAACUGAUGAUAAUUUACUGCUGUUCAAAUGUGAACUCGGUGCUGGACAUUUUUCCAAGUCGGGAAGAUUUGAGAGGCUUCAAGAAGAUGCAUUCAAGUAUACAUUUCUAAUGAAGGUUCUAAAUAUGACUUCUCCUGACCUUGGCUCUGGCGGCAGCCAGAAGUGACGAUGAGCUUUUUAUGUCUUGAACGAACUCUCUGAAUUCUCAAGAAAAAACGAUAUGAAAUAGCUGUGGUUUAGGACAUGAACUAUUUGUUUGCAUUAUGGAACUGAUAGAAAGAUUAUGAUCUAUGUUAGGUUAGAUACAUUGAUCCUCAUCAUAUCCCACACCGCCUUGAACUUGAGUGUGUAUUACUCUUUUAUACCGAUUUGGGUUCCAACCACAGUGAAAUAGCGUUCCUUCA
Molecule: messenger RNA, 2743 nt
Organism: Mercurialis annua (annual mercury)
Lineage: Eukaryota; Viridiplantae; Streptophyta; Magnoliopsida; Malpighiales; Euphorbiaceae
Exons: 11
Coding region: 196-2505 (769 amino acids)
Biological process (GO): proteolysis
Cellular component (GO): cytosol
Molecular function (GO): serine-type endopeptidase activity
Source: RefSeq, a predicted model, not a curated record